Coffea eugenioides is the source of this 897-nucleotide messenger RNA. RefSeq names its product putative disease resistance protein At3g14460. Bases 1 to 897 code for a protein of 298 amino acids. The record is from RefSeq and is a predicted model, not a curated record. The transcript is spliced from 2 exons. Lineage: Eukaryota; Viridiplantae; Streptophyta; Magnoliopsida; Gentianales; Rubiaceae.
AUGGAAGGCAAGAAAAACCUUGAAAAGUUAACUCUCAAGUGGAACGGUGAUGCUAACAAUUCACAAGUUGCAAGGGAUGUCCUUGAUAAACUACGGCCUCAUUCAAGUAUUAAGUAUCUUAAAAUCGAAGGAUACUGUGGGAUAACAUUUCCAAAUUGGCUAGUCAACCCUUCAUUAAGCCGUUUGGAAUCCUUGAGUCUUUCUAGUUGUGAAUAUUGUCAUUCCUUGCCUACACUUGGGCAGUUAAGCAAUCUUGUGAGUCCCGAUGGUCGAUUGAGCAUCUUCAAUGAAGAGAUUCAACCAAAACUCUCGUCUCUUUGUCAAUUGAGGAUUUCAGCGCUAAAAAAUUUGAGAGCGUUGCCCCUGCGACUCAACCAAUUUUCUAGGCUUGAGAAAUUGACAAUUGAUGAUUGCGAGUCACUUUUACCCUUGCACGUGAGUAGACUACCUGCCUCACUUAAAUCACUUGAAUGUUACAAUUACAAUUUGGAAUUAGAGAGUGAAAGCUCGGAGGAGGAUGGGACCUUGGACUACUUGAGAUUAGAAAAUUGUGAUUCUCUCAAAGUCGAGCGGCUUGCAUCGUUUCCCAAGCUAAAAGGUCUUUCUAUUAUCGAUUGCAAGAGUAUUGAGGUGCUCUCAAUUCCUGCUGCAUCUGGGAUCGUGAGUAGUACAACAAAUUCUGCUAGUAGUGUGAUGGCAUCAUUGCAAUUUUUAGACAUCAUCAAUUGCGAUAAUUUGUUGUCUUUUCUAGAGGGAGGAUUGGCAGCCCCCAAUCCAACGGAGAUUUUUAUCCAGGAUUGUGAGAAGCUCAAGGCGCUGUCGCAACGGAUGGAAUCCCUUCUCCCAUCUCUUCGAUAUCUGCAUCUAGAAAAUUGUCCAAAAAUUGAGUGCUUUUGA